UGAUUGUUACAGCUAAUGGUUUCAAAGUGAUACAACGUAUCUAAUAAAAAUUAAAAUGCAACUGCACACAUGUACUCGACACGGUCAUCGACGACAGCGGAGAGCCCAUUUACUGUCUUAAAAAGUGACCUUGCUGUGUAAAGCAACUAAAUGUGGUAGGGUAUCGGGAUCUAAUGUCGUCACUCAGUCAAAACUCUCUACAAGAUACGCAAGAAAAAGCACAACUUUUAGCUGACCUCUGAGAGACACCAGGCGUUAUGCUACGCAUCACUGAGCUAAUGGUCAUUUUUUGGAGCUCUAGUUAGUUGGAUCUUUUUUUAUCAUUGUGCAAUCCUUACUUCUUUGCUGGUUAAUAAAACCCCGCUUAUCUCGUGGACUAUUCGUUAGUUUCGGUAGAUCUUUCGUGAACGGAACAUAUCACUCUCCCCGCAAAGAUGGUUGUUGAAUCGGUGGAAAAGUGCCCAGCGAGCUUCGAGCCGUACCAGUGCACCCUGUCCGAUGAUCUGCAGAAGCUGGCCAAGGAGCAGCUGGGCGAGGACGAAGCGAUCCGGGAGCACUCGCUCGGACAGCUUCGCGACUGGAUCGCCAAGCAUCCGUACAUCCGUAAGUGCCGUACGGAUGCCCGAUUCUUGCUGCGAUUCCUGCGCCACCGAAAGUAUUCCGUUCCGAAGGCCCAAGAAUCGAUUGAACGGUAUCUGGUGGUGAGACAGCGACUUCCGGAGUGGUACCAGAAGCUGGAUCCCCGUGAUGCGACCCUGAAGCAGAUGCUCGAUGAGCUGGUAUUGUCCGUUCUAGGGCAUGACGAAAACGGUCGACUGGUCCUUUUGGCCCGAAUGGGUCGAUUCAACACGGAUAACCUUAUUCCGAUGCACCUGUUCCGGUUCUUAACCAUGCUCUCGGAGUACCUGCUCGACAACGACGAAUCUCUUCAAGUGGCGGGACUCCGCAUCUGGAUCGAUCACUCCAACACGCCGCUCAAAUACUUUGGCCUGUGGGGUAUCAACGAUCUUAAGGUGUCGAUGGAAUCGAUCUCGAAGCUGAUGCCGUUCCGUCUUUACGAAGUACGCUUUGCCGAGCUGGCAUCGACUGCGACUUCGCUGAUCAACAUGGCAAUGUCCAUGGGCGGUCCGAAGCUGAAGGAAAGAGUAACGUUCUACUCGACCGUGGAGGAGUCCAAGCCGCACUUUGAGGAGAAGCUGUGGAUCAAGGAGUACGGUGGCUCGCUGGACGCGGCUGAGCUGAACCGAAAGCUGGGUGAGCAGCUGGAGAAGGCCAGAGACGAGCUGCUGGCCCUGGACGAGAUGGAGAUCGAUGUCGAGCACUAUUCGGCACUGUGGAAGCUGGACCUGAACUCGGGCGAAAUCGACGGAGGAAUCGCCGGAAACUUCCGCAAGCUGGAGGUGGAUUAACGUCGUACAAGGAGUGACGAACGUGACUUAAUUGUUAUUGUUUUUUUGUUGCUAGAUGCUUUAGUUUUGUAAGUGCACUAUCAUGCUGAAUAAAAUUACGUGUGGCACGCUGUUUAA
Molecule: messenger RNA, 1526 nt
Organism: Culex pipiens pallens (northern house mosquito)
Lineage: Eukaryota; Metazoa; Arthropoda; Insecta; Diptera; Culicidae
Exons: 2
Coding region: 435-1409 (324 amino acids)
Cellular component (GO): membrane
Molecular function (GO): phosphatidylinositol bisphosphate binding
Source: RefSeq, a predicted model, not a curated record